UGACAAGCUUUGUUGGUGACAUGCAGAAAGUGGUUACCGUCAAGCAAGGCGUUCCAUGGUCCACCUAGUACCUACCUCUGAAAUGAAAGAGGAGACGCAUGAUCACUCGCUCCUGACCAGUACAGUCAGUCAGUGUUUGCAUUGCUUUGCAUUUCCCCGGCUAACUGCGAGCUUGGUUUGGACCUGGUCCGGAAAACUGGUCACUCUUGGCUCGGGCAGGUGCUGAGCUGUGAAUAUUUCAGAGAAAGUGAAGUAGUAUUUGAAUCAUUCGUCUUUGAGAUCGAGAGUUCUCACUUUCAGCUUGUGAGAACUUCUUGAGACUGCAGUUGGAACCGGGGCGUCGGUAGUCCAGAAAUUCCGCACAAUGGGUGAUUUUCUAGUCAACGAUUUCCCGCGAUACUUCGUUCUGUUCAUAUGGAUAGCCGUCAACUGCUUCAUGUUUGGCUACUUCUGCUGGAUAUUUGAGAGCGAGCCGAAAUGGUUCUAUCUACGACUCGUUCUCAAGCGUGGGCUGUGUCUAGCUCGAGGUUCGGCGGCGUGUCUCAAUCUCAACUGCAUGCUCAUUCUGAUCCCGGUCUGCCGCAAUCUCAUCUCCUUGGUCAGAGGUUCGGGACGGAGUGUGCGCCGUACGGUACGCCGUCUUCUGGACAAGAACAUCACGUUUCACAAGAUUGUAGCCUGGUCCAUUGUCUUCUUUUCAGCUAUUCACACCGGCUCUCAUUUCUGGAACUAUGAGCGCAUCUGCUACAUCUGGGACGAGCUUCCGGGCAUGCGUUGCAUACCCACCGAUGCCCAGCCAAUCAACUCACCAGGACCAGUGCCUAUCAACGUGAUGUGGACCACUUGGGCUGGAUUUACUGGUCACAUCAUUCUCGUUGCUCUCUUCCUCAUGGUGACAUCCUCCAUCGAGAUAAUAAGACGGUCCUACUUUGAGGUGUUUUGGUACACACAUCAUCUGUUUGUUGUCUUCUACGCCUGCCUUAUCAUUCACGGCUUCCAGGGACUACUGAAAGGACAGACCAACACGGACUAUCACGAUCCGAAUUUCUGCUACAACAAGUAUCUGUUGCGGAAUGGCAGCUCGUGUAUUCUCACCACCGAGGAGAAGAGUUGUCGACUUGAGGAGGCACAGUUUGCUGCCGGGGGAGCACAGACGUGGAAGUGGGUUGUCGGACCGCUUGCCCUGUACCUGCUCGAGCGUCUGAUUCGAUUCUAUCGCGCUCAGCAGCGUGUCGUGAUCACCAAGGUCGUGCAGCACCCGUCCAAGACUAUUGAACUGCAGAUGCAGAAGAAAGGAUUCUUUGCCGAAGCUGGACAGUAUAUUUUCAUGCAAGUUCCGGAAGUCUCCGCUCUGGAGUGGCAUCCGUUCACGUUGACCUCGUCCCCCGAGGAGAGAUACUUCAGUGUUCACAUCCGUGUUGUCGGUGACUGGACUGAGGCCCUGGCAAAGCGUCUCGGUGUUGGAAACGAGGAGUUCCAGCAGUCGUAUGACAUGCCAACAGUGAACAUUGAUGGACCGUUCGGUACGGCUAGUGAGGACAUCUUCCGUUUCCGUGUGGGAGUCUGCAUCGGCGCUGGUAUCGGUGUCACGCCGUUUGCCUCCAUCCUCAAGUCAAUCUGGUACCAGAUGUUCGGCGCUAACCGCAGUGACAACGACGGCUCACUCAAGCUGCAGAAGGUCUACGUCUACUGGAUUUGUCCGGACACUCAGGCGUUCGAGUGGUUUGCCGACCUUCUGAAGACCCUAGAGGAUCAGUUGAUCGAGAACGGCAUGGCGGAUUUCCUGGAUUACAACAUCUACUUGACACGUGGCUGGGAUCAGAACAUGGCAAAGAACAUCAUGUUGCAUGAGGACGAGUCGCGUGACGUCAUCACAGGUCUGCAGCAGAAGACGCACUUUGGUCGGCCGCAGUGGCGCAACAUCUUUGAGAACAUGGCCGCAGCGCAUCGCGGUGAGGACAUAGGCGUGUUCUUCUGCGGUCCGAAGAUUCUCUCGUCCGCUCUGCACGUGGAGUGCAACCGCUGCACGGACUUGCAGAACGGAACGCGCUUCUACUACAACAAGGAGAACUUCUAGCCUGCUUUCCGCUUUCCGUACACGUGUAAGCCGGAGAGGCGGAGUGCUGCGUAACCGGCGGCCAUCAUUUGUAACCAUUGGCAGUUGCCAUGGUUACCGAGUGCUUUUACCCAGCUGGUCUGGCGUGAUGGCCACCGUACUGCGACUGUCAACUGGUGUUCUCCCAGCUCUUGUCUACUUCACGUGCAGUUUGAAUCGGAGCAUUCACUGCGCCAAUGUGCUUUCAGAUUUGUCUUCCCAUGUUUCGACUAGGUAACUUACUUUCUUUAGUGCAGAAAAAUAUACAGCAUGUGAGCGCGUGCGCGUGGAGGCGAUAUUCGCUCCCAGUCUGAUAUUUUAGAUGUAUUUAUAUUGAACGACGGUCUCUCGGCUGGCAGUGUUCUUGGUUAGAUUCCUGUCGGUGCUUUUUCUUGUUAGUUAUGUUUGCCUUUGUGGCAUUGCCUGGCCUAUGGCUCUAUUGGGCUCAAGCUCUGUCAAAGAUAUUCUCUCUCUCUAUCUAUCUAUCUCUCUCUCCCUCUCUCUCUCUCUCUCUCUCUCUCUCUCUCUCUCUCUCUCUCUCUCUCUCUCUCUCUCUCUCUCUCUCUCUCUCCCUCUCUCUCUCUCUCUCCCUCUCUCUCCCUCUCUCUCUCUCUCUCUCUCUCUCUCUCUCUCUCUCUCUCUCUCUCUCUCUCUCUCUCUCUCUCUCUCUCUCUCUCCCCUCAGUGCUCACCCCAGGUUCAGUAAAGUUGUUUUUUUUCCCUCAUUGUAUAUGCACAGGCUGGUCCUGUUUUGCUUUCUUUACUCACAGUUUGUGUAUUACCCAACUCACGUUUUAGUAUGUGCUGAUGGAGAAGUGCUUUUUUAGUAUGUCCUGUUGGAGAAGUGCUUUUUUAGUAUGUGCUGAUGGAGAAGUGCUUUUUAGUAUGUGCUGAUGCAUGGAGAAGUGCUUUUUUCCUCCGUGCGUACCCACCCAUGGGCUCGGUGUUGUUUGUUGUAUCAUGCCAGUACAUAGCUGCAGGUGGCCAUGUACAUUCCUCAUGUUCCUACUGUAUGUCGGUGGCAGACCCCUACCCCCCUCCCGCCUCAUUUUUAAUGAUUGUGAAGCACAUCUAAUGCUAGGAUCUCUCGAUCGAUCUCUCUCUCUCUCUCUCUCUCUCUCUCUCUCUCUCUCUCUCUCUCUCUCUCUCUCUCUCUCUCUCUCUCUCUCUCUCUCUCUCUCUGCAUGCAUUUGUUUUUUCAAGACGUGUUGCGCGUAUUAUAGCUUAUGAUAUUUUCAUGAAUAUUCUCGUUCGUGUUAGUCACAGUUUGUCAAUGUCAGCUUCCUUUUACCCAUCGGGCAUCUUUAUCUCUUUUCUUCUUCUUUUUUCUUUAUCUAAAAGCACAUCAGAACCCGUUUACUCAUUGGCUAGUUAUCUUUUUAGGGCACUGCCCUGUUGCCAGCCCGGCAGGUGGUUUUUCAUGCAAUACGGUCUUGUGGCUGGGCCUAGGAACAGUAUCCCAGA
This is a messenger RNA of Sycon ciliatum, 3558 nucleotides long. RefSeq names its product cytochrome b-245 heavy chain-like. The transcript is spliced from 20 exons. The record is from RefSeq and is a predicted model, not a curated record. Gene Ontology annotation, biological process: defense response; superoxide anion generation. Lineage: Eukaryota; Metazoa; Porifera; Calcarea; Leucosolenida; Sycettidae. Gene Ontology annotation, molecular function: superoxide-generating NAD(P)H oxidase activity. The coding region runs from base 365 to 2077 and encodes 570 amino acids. Gene Ontology annotation, cellular component: NADPH oxidase complex; plasma membrane.